AUGUCGCCUGCGACCUCCAACCACGUGCACAUUGAAUUGAAGGCUGAAGACCCGGAGUGCAAAGUAUGCGGUGGAUUGUCGAGGGAAAUCAAAUAUGGAGUGAACGCGUGUACUGCCUGCGCGUCGUUCUUCCAACGACGCAUCAAAAGGAAGGAGAAUUUAUUGUGCGCAAAAGAGUCAAAUUGUGUUAUUAACACAAAAACUAGAAGUGAUUGCCUAGCAUGCCGAUUGCAAAAAUGCUUUAAGAUGGGAAUGACUAAUGCUCCCGUAGUAAUCUCACCGGAAUUGAGUCUCAACUCAAGUUUGGAGAACCUUCUACGCUUGUUUUGCGCAGACAAAGGAAGGAAAAUGAAAUCACUUGGAGCGAAGAUUGAAAGACACAAAUCUGCUAUGCGAAGAGCCAUUUUGGAAGGGUUUCUCAAUCCCGAAUCGAGAAACGCUGUUAUAAAACACUUUUCUGAAAGGAUGACCACUUGCCAAAUGCUCUCUUUGAGAGUACAGGUUGUUCGCCUGUACGCCUUCGACAUAAACGUGUUUCAUAAAGAUGGGUGCAAAACAAUCACCCUUCCAAAGAAAAUCUUGAGAUGUCUGAAAAGCGACGAAAUUGAAAAUUUAAGAAAAAACAACAUCAUUCGGCGAGAUGAAGUUCAGACAGAACCAGAGCAAGCGGCGGAGGUUCCACAGCAAGAAGCACACUCGCGACGCACUCGCAGUACUCACAACGACGCAUUGUUCUAUUUAUUACUUUCGACGAUAAGGGAAUUUCACGAAGUGAUGAAAAAGAAGAAGAAGUAA
This is a messenger RNA of Caenorhabditis remanei, 795 nucleotides long. RefSeq lists its product as uncharacterized. Gene Ontology annotation, biological process: positive regulation of transcription by RNA polymerase II; negative regulation of transcription by RNA polymerase II; cell differentiation. The coding region runs from base 1 to 795 and encodes 264 amino acids. The transcript is spliced from 4 exons. The record is from RefSeq and is a predicted model, not a curated record. Gene Ontology annotation, molecular function: zinc ion binding; nuclear receptor activity; RNA polymerase II cis-regulatory region sequence-specific DNA binding. Lineage: Eukaryota; Metazoa; Nematoda; Chromadorea; Rhabditida; Rhabditidae.